AACCAAUGCACCUACCUCUUCCUCCCGGAGUCAGGGCAGGGCCCACAUUCCCUCCUUCAUCAGUGGGCAGCGUAGCUUCUACAUCAGCGCCCGUCACAGCUUUCACACCUUCACCCGCGAUGCCUGCACGUCCUCAUACAUUAAAGCCAAGGCAUCCGGUCAACUUUAGACCAGCAACUUCUUUGCCUCUUCGACCCGGUAGCAGUCACCAACCAACGCACCUACCUCUUCCUCCCAGAGUCAGGGCAGGGCCCACAUCCCCUCCUUCAUCAGCGGGUAUCUCGCCCUUUAUAACUACUUCUACUAGAAUAACCUCGCAGACUUCGACUCUUCCUUCCCGUCCCUUCUCCCAGCAUUCUCAGGGCCCAUCUGCAUCAUCCAUACUGUCAACCGAUGGCCGUUACGCAGAGUCCAUGCCCCAGCUAUCUCCGCAUGUAUCACCAACACGGCAAGGACAGGUUCCUUACCAGUCAACGCCUGAAAGUUUCCAACCACAGGCCUCAUGGCCGCUCCAUCCACAGCAUGCAAGAGCACUAACUACACCUGCUAAACUAGUUCAUUCUAGCAGGGGACUUGGUAAAAAUAUUGCAGCAGGUGUUCUUGGUCUGCUCGGCGGGGCUGUGCUCGCCGAGGCCGCUGGCGAUGACGAUAUUGUUGAUGAUAUCACUGAAAUUAUGGAUGACAUGUCGAUUGGAAACUCUGCAGAUGAUCAGUUCGACCCCGAUAUGGACACUAAUAAUAAUCAAGGGAGCGGAUCUGACUCUACGGACAUCCAAGGAGACCAGACGUCUCCUGGGGACGCCUCCAACGUAACAGACUAUCAAGGAGACCAGACGUUUACCGAGGACUUCUUUGACCCUACGGCAAACAUCCAAGUAGACCAGACAUUUUCCGGAGUCUCUUUUGACGCGCAAUACUAUCAAGGAGACCAGAUAUUUACCGAGGACUUCUUUGAUCCUAUGGUGAACGUUCAAGUAGACCAGACAUUUGACGGGGUCUCAUUUGACGCACCAUACUACCAAGGAGACCUGAUAGUUACCGAGGACUUCUAUGAUCCUACGGCGAACAUUCAAGUAGACCAAAUGUUUGACGGGGUCUCAUUUGACGCACCAUACUACCAAGGAGACCUGAUAGUUACCGAGGACUUCUAUGAUCCUACGGCGAGCAUUCAAGUAGACCAGACGUUUGAUGGGGUCUCCUUUGACGCGCCAUACUAUCAAGGAGACCAGCUGUUCACUGGCGACCCCGUCGGCCAAACAUGGGUCGUGUCUGAUCAGACCAUAGGGACUGGAUUAGAUCCCAAUCAAUCUCAAGGAUACUACUACACAUCCCCACAAAGCUCUCAUACAUCCCACACCCAGAACCCGCAUAUGAAUCAUGGUGCUCACCCCUCCUUUGGGACCGCCGGUCAUACUACACAGUCGCAGGGACCGCCAAUUCCAGCCCAUCAUGCUGUGAACCACGGUCAUGGCACCGCCCCUCACCAUGCUCAUUCGCCCCAAUCCCAGGCGGGAUCCUCCGUCCCUCCCGCACAGCAUCAUGCUCAAGGGAACUCACAACAGAAUCAAGCUAGUCAACAUAAUCACACUGGUCAACACCAUCAUAGUCAUCAUAGUCAUCGUCAUGGUCUAAACAAGACCAUGGAAUUGGUCAAGGACGCGUUGAUUACUGGUAGUGCUCUCGCAACGCUUGUAGGGAAUGGGAAUGGAUGAUCCUCAUAAUUGCAAGCCCUUCAGUCAUCAAUCGCAUGCUAGUAUUCACAUGCGAAUUCUAUGUUGAAGUUAAUUAUGCAUUAAGCUGGUCUAGAUAUAUCAUUGUAUACUACAUAGUAGUACUUUUCAAUCUUGUUAUCAUUAGGCAGC
Molecule: messenger RNA, 1862 nt
Organism: Suillus discolor
Lineage: Eukaryota; Fungi; Basidiomycota; Agaricomycetes; Boletales; Suillaceae
Exons: 1
Coding region: 6-1712 (568 amino acids)
Source: RefSeq, a predicted model, not a curated record